Planococcus citri (citrus mealybug) is the source of this 1734-nucleotide messenger RNA. Its product is annotated as tubulin beta-1 chain. Bases 149 to 1492 code for a protein of 447 amino acids. Gene Ontology annotation, molecular function: GTPase activity; GTP binding; structural constituent of cytoskeleton. The record is from RefSeq and is a predicted model, not a curated record. Lineage: Eukaryota; Metazoa; Arthropoda; Insecta; Hemiptera; Pseudococcidae. Gene Ontology annotation, biological process: mitotic cell cycle; microtubule cytoskeleton organization. The transcript has 5 exons. Gene Ontology annotation, cellular component: cytoplasm; microtubule.
CGAACUGUUUUCAAUUUAACGUUCAUUUAGGUUUGAAAACUUGAACAGUUCGAACACGGUGAAACAAACGAGUUAUAUUUUUUUACUAUUUACCUAAUUUUUAUUAUUUAUUGUGUCGUGUGUUUAAUAUUUUAUUCAAUUAAUCAAUAUGAGGGAAAUCGUACACAUUCAAGCUGGACAAUGCGGUAACCAAAUCGGAGCUAAAUUUUGGGAAAUCAUCUCCGAUGAACACGGUAUCGAUGCUACCGGAACCUACCACGGUGAUUCCGAUUUACAAUUAGAAAGAAUUAAUGUAUAUUACAAUGAAGCCUCCGGCGGCAAAUAUGUACCUCGCGCUAUUUUGGUCGAUUUGGAACCAGGUACCAUGGAUUCCGUUCGUGCCGGACCUUUCGGUCAAAUUUUCCGACCUGAUAACUUCGUAUUCGGCCAGUCUGGUGCUGGUAACAAUUGGGCCAAAGGACACUACACCGAAGGUGCUGAAUUGGUAGACUCAGUUUUGGAUGUUGUAAGGAAAGAAGCUGAAAGUUGCGAUUGCUUACAAGGUUUCCAAUUGACUCACUCGUUAGGAGGUGGUACCGGUUCCGGUAUGGGUACUUUACUUAUUUCAAAAAUACGCGAAGAAUAUCCCGAUAGAAUAAUGAACACUUACUCAGUCGUACCAUCACCUAAAGUUUCAGAUACCGUAGUAGAACCAUACAACGCCACAUUAUCAGUCCACCAAUUGGUCGAAAACACCGACGAAACUUACUGUAUCGAUAACGAAGCCUUAUACGAUAUCUGCUUCAGAACGUUGAAACUUACCACCCCCACAUACGGUGACUUGAACCAUUUAGUAUCGUUGACGAUGUCCGGUGUAACUACCUGCUUACGAUUCCCUGGUCAAUUGAACGCCGAUUUACGUAAAUUAGCCGUCAACAUGGUUCCAUUCCCCCGUCUUCAUUUCUUCAUGCCUGGUUUCGCUCCGCUCACCUCACGAGGCAGUCAACAAUACCGCGCUUUAACCGUACCCGAAUUAACCCAACAAAUGUUCGACGCUAAAAACAUGAUGGCCGCUUGCGACCCGAGACACGGAAGAUAUCUGACCGUCGCCGCCGUAUUCCGUGGACGUAUGUCGAUGAAGGAAGUCGACGAACAAAUGUUAAAUAUCCAAAACAAGAACUCCAGCUACUUCGUCGAAUGGAUCCCGAACAAUGUUAAGACUGCCGUUUGUGAUAUCCCACCCAGAGGUUUGAAAAUGUCCGCCACUUUCAUCGGUAACUCGACCGCCAUCCAAGAACUGUUCAAACGUAUCUCCGAACAAUUUACCGCUAUGUUCCGUCGUAAAGCUUUCUUGCAUUGGUACACCGGAGAAGGUAUGGACGAAAUGGAAUUCACCGAAGCCGAAUCCAACAUGAACGAUUUAGUAUCCGAAUACCAACAAUACCAAGAAGCCACCGCCGACGAAGAUGCCGAAUUCGAAGACGAACAAGAACAAGACGUCGAUGAAAAUUAAAUUACCCUCGCCUUUCCUCUUCUCUUCUGAUCUUAUUUGUACGAUGAGAGCUUAUCAGCUGAGCUUUUUUUGUGUCGAAUUCCUCCCCCUUUUUUCUUUUGUAUCCUUUUGUCCUGAAUGUUUUUUCUUUUUUUACUGCUUACGUCGUAAUAUUUUAUGUACCAUAUUUAUUAAAACCGUUAAAACCUAAGAAUCACCCCUCCUUAUUAAUUUUCGCGCCGCAUUUAAUCCUCUUUACUUUU